Molecule: messenger RNA, 1131 nt
Organism: Alnus glutinosa
Lineage: Eukaryota; Viridiplantae; Streptophyta; Magnoliopsida; Fagales; Betulaceae
Product: cuscuta receptor 1-like
Exons: 1
Coding region: 1-1131 (376 amino acids)
Molecular function (GO): protein binding
Source: RefSeq, a predicted model, not a curated record
AUGACAUUGUUGGAGUGCUUACAACUCAACGGCAAUCAAUUUGUAGGAAUGAUCUCACCCACGAUAUCAAACAGUCCCUCUUUGGUAAUCCUAGAUAUUCGAAACAAUCACAUGUUUGGUAAUAUUCCAAAGUGGUUGUAUAAUCAUUCUCGCUUGGUUGCAGUUCUUAUACGUGGAAAUCGCUUUGAAGGUCACCUACUCCGAAGAAUGUGUCAAAUGGAAAGUUUGCAAGUGUUUGAUAUCUCUGAUAAUCUUAUUUUAGGAAGUAUUCCAUCUUGCCUUGAUAACAUUACAUUUUGGAAGAAGAGUUCUCCAAGCUCUACUGAUUCAAACUAUUUCACGCGAAAGGGUCGACUAUAUUACCUAAGAAAUGCAAAAGAACCAGAGAUUGAAUUUGAGAUUGGAACAGACUGGCUGGUAAAACAUAUUGUAUAUACUUUCAAAGGUGUCCCACUUUCGUUGAUGACUGGAAUUGACAUGUCAUCUAACCAAUUGACAGGUAGCAUUCCUUCUGAAAUGGGAGAAUUGUCACAACUUCGGUCCUUGAACUUGUCGAAUAAUUUUCUAACAGGCCCCAUUCCAAGUUCUUUUCAAAACUUGAAAAACGUGGAAAGCUUGGAUCUUUCCCACAACAAGUUGAGUGGAGGAAUUCCUUAUGAGUUGGUUGGACUCACUUCUCUAUCUACAUUUAUUGCUGCAUAUAACAAUCUUUCUGGAAGAAUCCCAUUUGAGCAGCAGUUCUCAACUUUCGAGAUGGAAAGCUAUGAUGGAAAUCCAAAUCUCUGUGGAGACCCUCUGCCAAGAAAUUGCUCAACCACGGACCAGCUUGAACCUCCACAUGAGGAUGAAGAGGAAGAGACUAGAAUAAUUGAUAGCCCUUUAUUCUUCUAUGCAUUUGUUGUUGUCUCAUACACAUUCGAAUUUUGGGUUUUCUUUGGGGAGAAUAACUUCUGUUCGGUUGUGGCAGAAAGGAUGGGAUUUUUGCCCACCAAUAAAAAAUGGACACGUCAACUAAAAAUAAAAAAAUGGGAUGCUCUCGAUGCACAGGAUCCUCUCGCUUCUCCAUUCGCAGCUCUCCAUUUUUCCCUUCUAAAAUCCCUCCCCACAGCAGAAUAUCACAAUCCAGCUUGA